Umbelopsis ramanniana AG is the source of this 773-nucleotide messenger RNA. RefSeq lists its product as uncharacterized. The coding region runs from base 7 to 411 and encodes 134 amino acids. The transcript is spliced from 2 exons. NCBI's taxonomy places the organism in Eukaryota, Fungi, Mucoromycota, Umbelopsidomycetes, Umbelopsidales, Umbelopsidaceae. The record is from RefSeq and is a predicted model, not a curated record.
CACACAAUGAACCGCAUUGCUUUCCUUGCAGCUCUUUUGAUCUUCACCAUCAUGGCUAUUGCCGCACCGGUUCAAAAGCGUAGAACCACCUAUUCUGGUCGUGGUACCUGGUUCACUCCUUCCGAUCCUAAGCAAGGCGGCGACAUGGGUGCUUGUGGUGGCCAUUUGGCAGAUGAUGCUAUGAUCAUCGCUUUGAACUUAAACCAGUACGGUAAUCAAAACAAGAAGAGCAAGUACUGUGGCAAAUAUGUGACCAUCACCGGUCCCCAUGGCACUGCUAAAGCCAAGGUCGCCGAUUGCUGUGCUUCAUGUCCCAGCAAAGGCCAAAUCGACAUGACUCAGGCACUCUUUAACAAAGUCGUUGGAAAAUCCUCCAUUGGCGUAGGUACUGUCCACUGGUACUUUGACUAAGAAAGUGCUUGGAUGGCUGUGCCAUCCCUCACUGUGCACAACAGUCAAUCUUUUAAGACGUCUCGGUUUUGCUGGCUCCUAUCUCUCUGAGAGAGAUUUUCAAACAAGACACGGUGCAUUUGGCUUACUAGCUGGCUAAUCUGGAUAGUUCACCCACCCAAAAAAAAAAAUUAAAAACAUCUCAAGGAAAAAGAUAAAGCUAGCCUCAAUUUUUGCCGUUACUUGACUUGAUCGUUCCAUUCACUUCUAUAACAUAUCGCCCUUGGUGUCCAUUCCUUUUCCAAAUGUAAUAUUAUCUUAUCCCCAUUUUCUGUUCAUACCAUUUCACACAAUACAGACCUCCUCUUUGCAUCAUUUGACAU